Molecule: messenger RNA, 648 nt
Organism: Trypanosoma brucei brucei TREU927
Lineage: Eukaryota; Euglenozoa; Kinetoplastea; Trypanosomatida; Trypanosomatidae
Exons: 1
Coding region: 1-648 (215 amino acids)
Source: RefSeq, a predicted model, not a curated record
AUGUCUGAAAACCCCGCCCAAAGCUACCCAAGUGGGGGAAGGGAAACUGAAAUGGCACCUGUAGUGGGUGAAGUUGACAUUUCAAAACCAGGCCAGGGAUAUCCCCAACCUCCCAAGUCAACGUACGUUCCUCCCGGCCAAGGGUUUGGUGAUGGAGCGUCGGGUGCGCCGGGGUCCGAAAAUGAGUGGGAAACAGGAAUGAUCACCGCCCCUUGUAAAGAUUGCUGCUUUUGCUUGGGUUCCUGUGCUGGUACCAUAUUUUGUGCCUAUGCGCAACGGGAAGCGCUACUACUAAGCGACUUUCAACAAUACACCUGCUUUGGUGGUAUGUGUGGCCAGUGCUCAUGCUGUGUUUGUCAUGGGUUCGAAAAAUGUUGUAUGGGCACGGAAGUCUUCUGCUGCCCGUGGUGCGCCGUGUUUGCGAAUCGGUUCAUGGUUCUUCAACACUAUGGACUUCAGGAAAGUCUCGUGAACACAGUGGUCAUAGCGGCUGCCUGCUUCCUUCCGUUGUUAUUGUUGUUAUGGGAUCCUCGUUUUGUUCCCGGGGCUUGGCUGGCCCUCCAAGAGAUGAUUUUGGGGUGCCUGCUGACACAACAACAACAUCAAAUGAGGGUUCAGGGAUAUCCAAGGAGAGUGGAAAUGGUGUAA